UCGGUUUCGUAUGCAUUGUAAGGAAAGACAUUUCCUUGAUGCAACCGAGCAAAGUAAGGCUGUAUUUUUGCUUUCAAAUUUAAUCAAGAGAUAGCCUAUAUUGUUUUAUUUGAGCCUACAUUCGUAUAUUUGAUUGAAUCAGUAUGGCCCUUUUCGAUGUAAGUGGUUAUAAGUCCCACUCGGAACUUCGUGGGCAGAUGAUUGGAACAGGAGUAGGGCAUUUUAUCGACCGACCGAAUCAGCAAUUUUCUGUUCCCGUUGGAGUGGAUCCCUCAGGGUUCCUCAAGUCAUGCAGCCGUGAUGGUGGUGUGUCCAUUGAUCUGAACCAUGGUACUACUACACUGGCUUUCACAUUCCGCCAUGGUGUCAUUGUGGCUGUGGACUCGAGGGCCUCAGCUGGCAGCUACAUUGCGUCGAAAGAGGCUAACAAGGUGAUAGAGAUCAACCCUUACCUGCUGGGGACCAUGUCCGGCAGUGCUGCCGACUGCCAGUACUGGGAGAGACUGCUGGCUAAGGAGUGCAGGUUGUACAAACUGAGGAACAAGCAGAGGAUCUCAGUGUCUGCAGCCUCUAAGCUACUGUGUAACAUGAUGCUGGGCUACAGGGGCAUGGGCCUCUCCAUGGGCAGCAUGAUCGUUGGCUGGGACAAUAAGGGCCCUGGUUUGUACUACGUGGAUGACAACGCCACACGUCUCUCUGGUCGUAUGUUCUCUACUGGUUGUGGUAGCAGCUAUGCGUACGGAGUGAUGGACAGCGGCUACCGUGAGGACAUGACGGUAGAGGAGGCGUACGAGCUGGGCCGCCGCGGUAUCACCCACGCCACACACAGAGACGCCUACUCCGGAGGAGUGGUCAACCUGUACCACAUGCAGGAGGAUGGCUGGAUAAAGGUGUGUAAGGAGGACGUUUCAGAGCUGAUCCACCGCUACAGGAAAGGCAUGUUCUGAUCCCAGAUCGGUUUCCACACCCACACAGACACACUGUGUUCUCUCUCAACUGAUCCCAACACUGCUCCAAAUAAAGACCAUUUUCAAACUGAA
Molecule: messenger RNA, 1040 nt
Organism: Salvelinus sp. IW2-2015
Lineage: Eukaryota; Metazoa; Chordata; Actinopteri; Salmoniformes; Salmonidae
Product: proteasome subunit beta type-8
Cellular component (GO): proteasome core complex
Molecular function (GO): threonine-type endopeptidase activity
Source: RefSeq, a predicted model, not a curated record